Rotaria sp. Silwood2 is the source of this 273-nucleotide messenger RNA. The record is from the annotation of a GenBank genome assembly. NCBI's taxonomy places the organism in Eukaryota, Metazoa, Rotifera, Eurotatoria, Philodinida, Philodinidae.
AUGCUAAUUGCUGGUCAAAGAGACGUUGAUAAAAAACGAGAACAACUCUUAAAAUUGAAUGAAAAAAUCGUGAUCACGUUGCUUGAUGUUGCAAGAUUUCUUGCACGACAAUCAUUGUCGUUUCAAGGAGAUGGAAAUUCUGAAGGAAGUUUUGUUGCCACCAUCGAGCUAUUGCGUCGUCGUGAUCCUGUACUUGAUCAAUGGUUUAAACAUUCCAGUUUACGUCCAUGUCAUGAAAGAAUAGCACAAUAUUUUAUGGCUUUCAGUCAGUGA